This is a messenger RNA of Parastagonospora nodorum SN15, 291 nucleotides long. RefSeq lists its product as hypothetical. The coding region runs from base 1 to 291 and encodes 96 amino acids. The record is from RefSeq and is a predicted model, not a curated record. The transcript is spliced from 2 exons. Lineage: Eukaryota; Fungi; Ascomycota; Dothideomycetes; Pleosporales; Phaeosphaeriaceae.
AUGGUCAGAGCCGUGAUACCCGUAAUCACAGUGAAAGUGAACAUGGAAUCAAAGUCACAAAAAGAGGCAACUACCUCAAUUGGCGGUCGAGAUGGUAAAAAGGAGGUCGGUGUAACAACGUACAUGAUGAUAUACGUGAGACAACGCGCAAGCGCAAAGCCCACAAGCAAGGUUCCCCACUGGGUGUGGAUUGCUGUAGACAGGAUCGAGCCUUGGUGGUGGGAACUCAUCAUCUUGCCCAGUAGAAAGAUGAUCAGACUGGCUACCGGGUUCAUAGAAAAGCCGUACUGA